Messenger RNA from Striga asiatica, 1218 nucleotides. NCBI's taxonomy places the organism in Eukaryota, Viridiplantae, Streptophyta, Magnoliopsida, Lamiales, Orobanchaceae. The record is from the annotation of a GenBank genome assembly.
AUGGGCAUGUUCCCGGAGGACCAUGAGAUUCGCAUCCCCACGCUCCUCAAACUAUGGGUUGAUGAAGGAUUUGUGAAACCGGUGGCCGGUAAAAGCUUGGAAACGAUUGCUCGAGUAGUGUACCUACACGAUCUCGUGAUCAGAAAUCUAGUCAUGGUUUGCGGGUGGGACUGCACUGGAAGAAUAAAAUACUGCGGCAUCCACGAUCUCCUGAGAGACCUAUGCAUAAAAGAAGCUGAGAAAUACAAUUUCUUUCGCACGAUGGAAACAACAAAAACGCACAACAACAACCCUGAGCAUCACGACCAAAUAAGCUGGCGUGCCCAACGCCGUAUCGGCAUUCACCAUGCUUUAUCAGAGGGGGAAUACAUUCCCCGUCCCCUCCCUGGAGCUGUGCAAUCGGCAUCACGCGCACGAACUCUGAUAAGGGAAGUUACAGGACGUUUAGAAUCUGUAGUUCCUUUUAGACUGCUUAGGGUUCUGAUUGAUAAAGGCUACGGCGGGGGUCAAGGAUUUCAUCUGUGGCGGUACUGGCCGGUGUUAGACAUCUGGCGGAUGCCCCAACUCAGGCACGUCACGGUAAACGGUUUCCAUCUCACGGAUCCUCCUCCAAUGGAUGAAGAAAAUGGUGAUCAGAUGGUGUUGGAGAAUCUACAGACAUUGGAGGACAUAGACUUUUCUUCAUCACUCUCUCGACCAAUUGAGAUAACGUUGUUCCCUAUUUUGCUCAGGAAGCUUACUCUGGAAGGGACGAGGCUGGGGUGGGAGGAGAUGGGGACCAAGAUAAGCUCGUUGCCAAAUCUCGAGGCCCUCAAGCUACGGUAUGAAGCGUUUGUGGGGCCCGAUUGGGAAACAGCGGAUGGCGGAUUCCCGAGCCUGAAAUACUUGGAAAUCUUUUCUUGCAAAGAUCUUCAACAGUGGAGGGUGGAGGCCACGCACUUCCCGAGCCUCGAGAGGCUCGACUUGUCUUAUCUACACAAGCUGAAGGAGAUUGCAUUGGAAAUUGGGGAUAUAACCACGCUUAGGGAGAUCAAUGUGGUGGAAUGUAAUGACUCUACCGUGCUUUCUGCAAAGAAGAUAUUAGAGGAACAACAGGAGUGUCUUGGAGAAGUCGGCCUUCAGAUAAAAGUUCGGAUAUAUACCCAACAUUCCCAACUACGAGAAGAGAGCUUCAAGAGUACUCCAAACUUUACAGUUGAGUAUGUCGGAUCACCCUGA